ACACUCGGGUAACUUGCUCUUCCCCAUCUAUCCUAUUCCACCUCAACUCCUGCCACCAUGACUCGUUUCUUCUGCUGUGGAAGCUACUUCCCUGGCUAUCCUUGCUAUGGAACCAACUUCCACAGGACCUUCAGGGCUACCCCCCUGAACUGCGUCGUGCCCCUGGGCUCUCCCCUGAACUAUGGUUAUGGAUGCAAUGGCUACAGCUCCCUGGGCUACAGCUUUGGUGGUAGCAACAUGUACAACAGGGGCUGUUGCUAUGGCGGCAGCUGUUUCAGGCCAUGGGGCUCCAACUCUGGCUUCGGCUACAGCACUUACUGAUGGACCCAAGUCUCCAGGCAACUGCAGAACUCUCCAGCGAUUCUCUGUGUGCGAACCAACCUGAAGAGCAAUGACUGUCUUCCUGCCUCCAGGUGUGCGUGGGAGAUACAGCCUCUGUCUUCUUGCUGACUUCUUACUGAGCUCCUGGUCUUUGAUGAUGCUGAACAAGCCACCCAGGCAUCCAAUGCUGAACUGAUGCUCACCUACAGCCAAGGAGAGCAAGAUGUGGUUCUCCCACAUAACCUGAAUUUUAGGCGUGAAGCAAGUAGUUUGCCUCUUCUAGUUGCUCUGCUCCUGUAUUAUUAAAUUCUACAUUGACAUCAAUGUAUCACAAUUGGGUGUGGGUAGGGUAGAAGGGGGUUUUGCUGUCAGUCUCUUAAUAAAAUAAAUAAAUAAAUAAAUAAAUUUCAUUCAGCACA
Molecule: messenger RNA, 740 nt
Organism: Callorhinus ursinus (northern fur seal)
Lineage: Eukaryota; Metazoa; Chordata; Mammalia; Carnivora; Otariidae
Gene: KRTAP7-1
Product: keratin associated protein 7-1
Source: RefSeq, a predicted model, not a curated record